AUGAAUAAUAAUAGUGCUACGGAGGCAACAUCAAGGGUGCAGAUACGGCCUUAUUAUGAUCCUGAUUCAUUCAAUGCUGGGUACAGCGCUGUUUUCAAGCCUGAUGAAGGUGUAGUAGAUCCGCAUGGGUACACCAUUGCUUCUAAACUAAAUGUCAUCAACUCAUCUCCCACUACAAAGAGAAUGGCUAAUGCAUUGUUUAAAAGAUCGCCAAUAAACAAAUUGUCAAAUUCAAUAAACGAUGGACUUCCACUUAAAGGAAGUAACGGGGAAAUAACUGGUUUGAAUAAUUUUGAAUGGGUGGAAUUGAUUAAUCUUCAGAAAUGGCGAAAAAUAUUUGAACAGCUACUGGAUAUGUUUCUCAAAAAGUACUUUCAAUUACUCAUCCAACAACCCUUUGAUGUAGCGAGAUUACUUACUCAAGUGGGCGAGUUUCAAAUAUCUAAACCUGCAGUUGACAAUAGCAAACCUUCACCACCAAUAAUCUUGCGGGAUGAGGAACGAGGUGUUGCAGUGGAAGGAGAAGAAGAUUAUGGUUACGAUGAGGAAGAAAUCGAUUUCUUUCCUAUAGAAAGAAAGAUGGCGGAAGCAAAUUCCACUGAGCCUACUACUGUUGAAGAAACUGACCGCUCGCAUCCUGAAGUCACUGAUAGUUCUUUGAUUAUCACACCUCAGUCCCUACAUACAAUUGACGUAAUCAACGCCCUAUUUGACCAGGAAGGGAUUCGUGGUUUAUGGAAAGCCAACAAUACAACAUUCAUUUACAAUUUCCUUUCUCUAAGUAUUGAUACCUGGUUCACAGGCUUACUUUCGUCCUUUUUGGGUGUUCCUGACCCUUACUUUAUGGAGGUGAUCAACUCUUCCGAUAUCUCUAAAUCUUUCUUGCUAGCCCUGAGUGCAGGGGUAUUUACAGGUAUCAUACUGCUACCGGUGGAUUUGAUAAGAACAAGAUUGAUAGUUACAUCAUUUAAAAGAAAGAAGAAUUCCAAGGCAAAGAGUAAAAUUACGAAUCCUAGAAGCUUGAGACAGUUGAUCAGAUGCUGGUCAUGGCGUAGGAACGGUGUUUCAAUUCCUUUAGAUAUGUGGUGCUUAACAGUUCUUCAAUCUGUCAAUAAUAGCUUUUUCAACAAAUUAUUUGACUUAGUUAUUUACAACCAAUUCCAUAUCGAAAAGUAUUCUCAAACUGUCACAUAUAAUACAAUGAAGUUUUUUUCUAAAUCCCUUGAACUGUUCAUUAAACUUCCGGUGGAAAAUCUAUUACGUCGCUGUCAAUUAAACUACUUACUGAACGAUCAACGAUUAUUAUUCAAAGUAGAUUCCACUGAAUUGAUAGUAAAACCAAAAAAAUAUAACGGUAUAUGGGAUAUAAUAAGAAACAAUUCUGAAACAAAUAGGCGCCAACUCUGGAACGGUUGGAAGGUUGGUGUAAUUAGUUUAAUUUGCGGAUAUGGGUUACAAAUGAUGAACAAAGUCGAUAUCGACAUGGAACAAGAGAAGUUCUGA
Saccharomyces mikatae IFO 1815 is the source of this 1503-nucleotide messenger RNA. It is a transcript of the gene UGO1, whose product is annotated as mitofusin complex protein UGO1. Lineage: Eukaryota; Fungi; Ascomycota; Saccharomycetes; Saccharomycetales; Saccharomycetaceae. The transcript has a single exon. The coding region runs from base 1 to 1503 and encodes 500 amino acids. The record is from RefSeq and is a predicted model, not a curated record.